Molecule: messenger RNA, 714 nt
Organism: Fusarium fujikuroi IMI 58289
Lineage: Eukaryota; Fungi; Ascomycota; Sordariomycetes; Hypocreales; Nectriaceae
Exons: 1
Coding region: 1-714 (237 amino acids)
Source: RefSeq, a predicted model, not a curated record
AUGAACCAGUCGCCGAACGCCCCCAAUAUCGGUUCUCUUCUGGUGUACAGAAGACCCAUCAUCAAUCUCUCCCCGAAUUUCCAAAGCUUAGUUUACGAUGGCCGUGAAAAAUCUCCGAUGGAGAAGUCCGAGAUUCUUCCAUGGACAAAAUUCACGUUUGAAAACAUCACGAAUGCAUACGGCGAUAUUCUAGAACAGGCCACAAACAGCAACCGACCGGAUGAGGUGCUAGAGUUCGACUGCGAGAACCAUUCCAUGAUGGUACAGAUAUUUUACGAGGCGUUCCUCAAAGAAACUGCAAUUAGUUUGGCCAUCAGCUUGGGCAAACUCAGCAUCAGUCCCAGGUUUUCCUGGUUCCGCGGCACAGAUAUGUAUCUGGCAUUUGCUGAAGCGAGAGAAAUGAAAGAGAAACUCCCUAAGCGCGCUCACCAGUUCGAUUUCGGCGACGAGGAUCGCGUUCAUGUCUUAUACGACGCAAACGAAGAAAUCCGUAAUCCCUUUCUUGCUACCGUCAUCGUUGUACCCUCAUGCACAUGGGAGCCAGACUCCCUUGUCACCGCAAAUCGUGACAGACAACCCGAGCUUGGUCCUAUCGAACAACUGGCUGCCUGUGCCAAAAAAACCAACACUUGUCUCUCGCUCAUCUUGGGGGACAAGGAUAUUGUCGUCCUGCAAUUCUUCAAGACCGAAGCUGGGAGGAUGGGGAUGUACUAG